CGCUGGGGAGCCUUUAUUUUUUACCCAGCGAACACGGUCGUUCGCAUGUUUUUGUUGCGCAGUCCGUGCUGCAAGCAAAUAAACGCUUUCCAAGUGGGAUGCGUACUCUGUAAACUGGUGGCCCACUCGUUCGAAACUUUCUUCGCUAAUACUUUUGGCUAGUCGCUUGUCGGGUACGGUCCUCCCGUGCGUGUCCUCCGUCUCCACUGUCUAAACUGACACUUUUCUCGGGGAAUCGUCGUUCCGUUCGUUCCCCACUGCGCAUUAUUUUGCUUCCACUUAUCAUUUUCACAACUUUGAGUGGAAGCAGGAGCGAUUCAAGGUCGCCGUUGCUCGUCUACGGGCGUCGCUGAACCCGCAGUACGGUUGUUACUUUCGAUUGCAUUUUUUCGCUACCCUAGAGUCACCAUGGGGAACACUAUGAGCUGCUUUGACAGGUGGGGGAAGCGGGCUCCAGAUGGACCGCUUCUGCACAUCAAAGCGAAAACCGCUGGAGGAGGAAGCGAUAUUAUUCAAGCCGCCUCUACUGCGUCCACCGCGGCGGCAAGCACAGCACCUGCACCUGCAGCGGCCGGAGCGGCAGCGUCUCCUGGAGCCGCUGCUCCCGUACCUGAGCGCCCUAUGAGACGGCGUCAAACGUACAGCUUGAAGGCGAAGAAGAGUGACACGGAGAUGUCAAGCAUGAGUGAACUGUCUGAUGAGUCAGAAUCUGAACCUGACAACGAUGCGGUCAGUGCAAGCGAUAUCCGUAUGAAGAAGGUCAUGCAGUACAGACGCGCUCUUACUAAAGUUGUCAAGCUCAAGACACACCUCUUUUCUGAGACAGUGAAGGUGACAUGCAGCAAAGAUGGAGAAGAGGUUCAGUGGUUCAAGGGUAAAAGUACCGCCGGCGCCCAGGACAGAAAGAAGCCUUCUGGAGGCUUUCCUGUCGACAAGAUCACAUCCGUCAAGUCUCAAGCCGACAAUACCAAGGUGUUGGUUAUCACUGUGAACAACCCUCAGCCCACGACAUACAACUUCACCUUCAAGUCGCCGGGUGAACGUGAGAGCUGGCAAGAACAGAUUCAGUCCCUGAUGAAGUUCAUGUCGAUGAAAUAAGCAUUUUGAGCGGUGUCCCAGGAGCUGCGGGGUAUUCUGGCUCUUCUUGACUUUGGCAGCGAGUUGCUCUAAAGUGACGAUUUGGACGGCACCAGUGGUUGGUCUCGUACGUCUUUCUGGUUGGGACGAGUCGCAUUCAACUUGAAUGUCCCGGCCAGUGAGGAACGCCGAAGGUCGGGUUGCAGGAGGCCUUGAACCUCGAGGCAUGUCUCAGUGUGGACUAGGAAAUUUCGAGUGUUCUGGGCCACUUUGUCGUGGGAAAGGGCGUCGGCGGGGGGCAGGUUGUGUUGCGGAUAUCACCGUUUGUUGCGAAAAAAACAGGAGGACAAAGCUGCGUGGGGGAUAAUACCGCGGCGAUCUGCUAAUGCGACGCUUUUUCGGGGGUCAGCGGGCGUGUUGGAAGACAAGAUUUCGUGUAAGGGCUGCGCGGCAGUUGGAGGCCUUAAACUGAGUAUCCUUACAGCGCGUGACUGAAUUUUGGCGAUACAGAUACACAUCUAUUAUGGGAUGGUGUUCUGUGACACAUCGUCGCGUUUGACCCAGUGUGCAUGCUGCCCCAACGGCAAGGACGACCCGAGAUCAGUAAUCUGGUUCGCGAAAGUUCCUUUCAUCGUGGGAGCAAGUAUUUAUUUAUGCAGAAACGUUUUCGGCCCAUACUUGAAGUGGGCGUAUGUCAAGGCAGAAACCACUCUUCCGAUUCCUUUUCGUGAAAUUCCCGCCGUUUCUUGACUUUUUGGUUAUGGCGAAAAUGCCCGGCCGCGACAAUCUCGUCGCCACUGAUGGUAGUGUGGUCCAGCGACUUCAAAUGAGGCAACGCGGCAAUCACAGCAAUUCUGCGGAGACAGGAAAGCAAAAGAACGCAUCGGAUGAAAUCCUGUAGAACAAUUCGAACACCAGCAAGCAUGUGUCAGAAGCGUG
This is a messenger RNA of Toxoplasma gondii ME49, 2016 nucleotides long. RefSeq lists its product as hypothetical. Lineage: Eukaryota; Apicomplexa; Conoidasida; Eucoccidiorida; Sarcocystidae. The coding region runs from base 409 to 1098 and encodes 229 amino acids. The transcript has 5 exons. The record is from RefSeq and is a predicted model, not a curated record.